Molecule: messenger RNA, 3463 nt
Organism: Rana temporaria (common frog)
Lineage: Eukaryota; Metazoa; Chordata; Amphibia; Anura; Ranidae
Gene: CREB1
Product: cAMP responsive element binding protein 1
Exons: 8
Coding region: 252-1235 (327 amino acids)
Biological process (GO): regulation of transcription by RNA polymerase II
Cellular component (GO): nucleus; ATF4-CREB1 transcription factor complex
Molecular function (GO): cAMP response element binding; DNA-binding transcription factor activity, RNA polymerase II-specific; protein binding
Source: RefSeq, a predicted model, not a curated record
UGUGUCCUGUCGAAGUAGAACCCGCCGCACAACGCCGCGCCUGGUGGAGACUGGAAAAAAAAAAAGAGAAAAAAAAAAGAAGCCGCCCAGCAGAGGAAGGAGAGAGAGGAGCGAGCUACACAGUGACGCGGCGGAGGUGUAGUUUGACGCGGUGUGUUACGUGGUGGGGAAGAGAAUAAAAAAAGCCCAGCGAGAUCCCAGCCGCGAACGAAAGCAGUGACGGAGGAGAGGCAGUGUAACCCGGUUGCUAAAUGACCAUGGAAUCUGGUGCAGAGACUCAGCAGAGUGGAGAUGCGGCUGUUACGGAAGCAGAAGCCCAACAGAUGACCAUACAGACCCAACCACAGAUUGCAACACUAGCACAGGUUUCCAUGGCAGCUGCACAUGCAACAUCCUCGCCCCCCACGGUGACUUUGGUUCAACUUCCUAAUGGACAGACAGUUCAAGUACAUGGGGUUAUUCAAGCUGCACAGCCAUCUGUCAUUCAGUCCCCACAAGUGCAGACAGUACAAAUAUCCACCAUUGCAGAGAGUGAAGACUCCCAGGAAUCAGUUGAUAGUGUUACAGACUCUCAGAAACGUAGAGAAAUUUUGUCAAGACGGCCAUCAUACAGGAAAAUUUUAAAUGACCUUUCUUCAGAUGCACCGGGGGUGCCAAGAAUUGAAGAAGAAAAAUCUGAAGAAGAGAAUUCUGCUCCUGCCAUCACAACAGUAACAGUACCAACACCCAUCUACCAAACCAGCAGUGGCCAGUACAUUGCCAUUACUCAGGGAGGAGCAAUACAGCUAGCGAACAACGGUACAGAUGGAGUCCAGAGUCUUCAGACAUUAACAAUGUCAAAUGCAGGAGCAAAUCAGCCUGGAACUACAAUAUUACAGUAUGCACAGACAACAGAUGGACAGCAGAUACUUGUUCCCAGCAACCAAGUUGUUGUUCAAGCUGCCUCGGGAGAUGUACAAACGUACCAGAUUCGCACAGCACCAACCAGCACAAUUGCACCAGGAGUUGUCAUGGCAUCCUCUCCAGCACUCCCUGCCCAGCCAGCUGAAGAGGCAGCACGUAAAAGAGAAGUGAGGCUAAUGAAGAACAGGGAAGCAGCAAGAGAGUGUCGUCGGAAAAAGAAAGAAUAUGUAAAAUGCCUGGAGAACAGAGUAGCGGUCCUCGAAAACCAAAACAAGACACUGAUUGAAGAACUGAAAGCACUUAAAGACCUUUACUGCCAUAAAUCUGACUAAUUGGGGCAGUUGUAUUUAGGAUUGUGUCCCCAAUGAGGAGAACUGGUUUUCCUGUAACCAGAUAAACUUUUUUUUUUUUUUUUUUCUAUAUUUCUCCUUUUUCGCAAAACUGCCUGACAGCAACUAAAGGAUUUCAUUCAUCUGUGCUUUUGCGUUAAAACUGUGAAUGCAUCUAGCUCCUGCCUCUGAACCCAAGUGAGUCAACGCCACGUUUCAGUCUCCAAGAUCAAGAACAACUUAUGAAUAUUUUUUUAAUCAUACCUUUUUAUUUGCUUUUUUGCUUUAUCCCUCUUAUAUUUGCUAAGCACUGUUAGUGCAGGGAGAGCUUGUAUAUAUGACGCAUUUGGGCUCCUGUCACUGAAGUUGCUAAGUUGCACCCUGUAGGAAGUAGAACGUUUUGGAUGAUGUGAAAAAUGGGAAUUGAAAAGCAACUGAACCCCAUGUGUCAAAACUAUUUGUUGUCCUUUGGUGCAGACAGAUUUCUUAGGGGGAUUUCAUUCACAAUUUAUUAUUAUUUUUAUUUUUUUUAUUGGACUAUAAUGCCGAGCCAGCUGCCACUCGUCGGUCAAUUUCAAAUUAGUACAUGCUCUCAGAAAUUCAACAAACCUUGAAAGGGAUGUCCUUUCUAAGCACACUGAGGUACAAAUGACACGUUCUACAGGACUGAAGGGUCUAAAGAGGAAGACUUUGAAGCACUCCUCAUCGCAUCUUCAUUGUAUUCAUUUGCAACAAUUGCAUACCUACAUUUCUAAAGAGGAAUGUGUAAUUUGGAUAAGCCACAAAUUACCAAGGCUCUGUGGGCAUCGAUUGUUUCUUUAUGUACUGUACCUCUUAAAUGUCAAAUCCCUAUCACCAGCACCCUUUGUGGAUUAUUUGGCUCCACAUAUGUAUAUAUGAGGAGAAAAUAGCUUUGUUUUGUUUCCUUUUCUUCACUCCCUGUGCUUGAAUUUGGAAAUUGAAAUUGUGCAACAUGGGCUUUUAUCACUUUUAAAAUGGUCAUAUUGUUAAGAGCCUGGUUGCACUUAAUAGUUGUGUGGCCAUUUUUUUUGCGUCUAUACACAGCUACAUUUAAAAAACAGCUUACUUUGUGUUUGGGAUUUGUUGGUCUUGUAAAAUAUUUUAUGUUGAGUAGAAUUAUCAUGUACUAUUUGAAAUACAUUUUGUAUUUUAAAACUAUGAUGUAUUGUUUGCAUCAGAACAUUUUUUUUAAGUUUGUGUGUGUGUAAGAUUUAUUUUGUGCUUGUGCGCUGUUAGCUAAUGUAUAUAUCCUAUUUUACAUUUUACACAUGUAUCUAUAUAAAUUUAAUAUCUACACAGUCAUACAUUUUAAUGAAAAUAUAGUGCUAUUAUUAUUAUUAUUAUUUGCGCUUUUGCAAGCAGCUGAGAACACAUUUUUCAUUGCUUUCAUCCUUUUUGCAAAACUUAAAGGUAUAACAUAGUAACAUAUUCUUAAAGCUGAAUUUCAUGUAUGGAUAUUUUUGCAUAGUUACAUUGGUCCACCUUGGACCAAUGUAACUGCAUAUUCCAUACCUGGGAAAAUCCCUGUGGAAGCGGAGAAUCGCUUUAGUAACCACUGGGGUUUGAUCACUUGCCAUAGGCACUUUAAAGAGAAUUAUUUUGCCUUUUAUGAAUAAAUGCAAACCAUUGUCUGAUUGCAUGAGGUGGGGAGGUAAUGUCACAAUCUCUACCUUAUCCAAUCAGAGAAUGCCUUGUAUUUAUUGAGGAAAACACAAUGCAUUGUUUGAUUGAAACCCAUGCCGAGCAGAUGUUCCUGUGUGGUUACUGUGCAGCAGGACAGCCACUCAACACAAAAUCUGUAAGACCAGUGAGGAUCGCUGUAGUAAUGGUGACUACUACCAUGGUGAUUCUCACCUUCCACUGGGACUAACCAAGUAUGGAAUAUGCAUACUUAAGUUGGUCCAAACUGCACCAAUGUAACAUUGCAAAAAUAUCCAUACCCUGAAUUCAGCUAUAAGGUUAGCCUGCAGUACCACAGUAACUAACUAGGUGACAUCACAUGGUUAACAUUUUUUAGUGGAUAUAGAUAACCAGUGGCUGAAAGUUGCUGUCUUUUUUAAUCUGAAUAUCUUGUUAAGGAUGAGAUGAACUAGCAAAAACAAACUUGUCGAUAACUGUAACAAAACUGUAUUACAAGCUUUGUCUUGUCUUGGCAUGGUUGUUUAAACAUUUUUUUCAAUGCACAAAAAUUAGAUUAUUUUUUCAUUCUA